Messenger RNA from Trichosurus vulpecula (common brushtail), 939 nucleotides. Its product is annotated as olfactory receptor 52E8-like. The record is from RefSeq and is a predicted model, not a curated record. NCBI's taxonomy places the organism in Eukaryota, Metazoa, Chordata, Mammalia, Diprotodontia, Phalangeridae. Gene Ontology annotation, biological process: G protein-coupled receptor signaling pathway. Gene Ontology annotation, cellular component: membrane. The coding region runs from base 1 to 939 and encodes 312 amino acids. The transcript has a single exon. Gene Ontology annotation, molecular function: G protein-coupled receptor activity; olfactory receptor activity.
AUGCCUCUUUUCAAUGACACUGAAUUCCACCCUCUUUACUUCUUGCUACUGGGGAUCCCAGGCCUGGAACAUUUCCACAUCUGGAUUGGAUUCCCUUUCUGUUUUGCUUAUCUAGUUGCAAUCAUGGGCAAUGUCACUAUUCUUUUAGUGAUCAAGAGUGAACAUAGCCUUCACCAGCCCAUGUUUUAUUUCCUGGCUAUAUUGGCCACUAUUGACUUGGGUUUAUCUACAGCCACCAUCCCUAAGAUGUUAGGCAUAUUCUGGUUCAAUCUAAGAGAGAUCAUCUUUGCAAGUUGUCUCACACAGAUGUUUUGUAUCCAUAUGUUCACAGCCAUGGAGACCAUCGUGCUUGUGGCCAUGGCCUUUGAUCGCUAUGUGGCCAUCUACUACCCACUUCAGUACAGUAUGAUACUCACAAAUAAGAUUAUUGGCAUUAUAGCAGCAUUAGCUAUUUUGAGGAGUUUGUUAAUGGUGGUUCCACUUGUGUUUCUUCUUCUGCGGCUGCCUUUCUGUGGGCACCACAUCAUACCUCAUACCUACUGCGAGCACAUGGGCAUUGCUCGGUUGGCCUGUGCAAGCAUCAGAAUCAACAGCAUAUAUGGGUUGGUGGAUAUCUCUAUCCUAUUUUUGGAUGUGAUCCUGAUUGCCAUAUCUUAUACCUUGAUCCUCUGGGCUGUCUUCAGACUCCCUUCCUGGGAUGCCCGAUUCAAAGCCCUCAAUACUUGUGGCUCUCAUAUCUGUGUAAUCUUAGCUUUCUAUUCCCCAGCACUUUUUUCCUUCCUCACCCAUCGCUUCGGCAAGAAUGUUCCUCAAUACAUCCAUAUACUCUUGGCCAAUAUGUAUGUGGUCAUACCCCCUAGCCUCAACCCUAUAAUCUAUGGGGUCAGAACCAAGCAGAUUCGCGAGCGAGUAUUUAGAAUUUUCAGGAAAGAUUCAUAG